UACUUAGGCUCAGACAUGGAGGAGUUCCACGGGAGGACAGUGCACGAUGACGACAGCUGCCAGGUGAUCCCCGUGCUGCCCCGUGUGAUGGUGAUGCUGAUCCCAGGCCAGACUCUGCCUCUGCAGCUGUUCCACCCCCAAGAGGUUAGCAUGGUGCGGAAUUUAAUUCAGAAGGACAGAACCUUUGCUGUCCUUGCAUACAGUAAUGUUCAUGAAAGAGAAGCACAUUUUGGAACCACAGCAGAAAUCUAUGCCUACAGGGAAGAGCAGGAGUAUGGAAUUGAGACAGUCAAGGUGAAAGCCAUAGGAAGACAGAGGUUCAAGGUGCUGGAGAUCAGGACGCAGUCAGAUGGAAUCCAACAGGCCAAAGUGCAGAUCCUUCCUGAGCGGGUGCUGCCCCCAACCAUGUCAGCAGUGCAGCUGCAGUCCCUCAGCAGGCGCCACGUGUUUCCCUCCCCCAAACCCACCUCCUGGCAAGACACAGCCAUACACCAGUGGUGGCAGAAGUACCAGAAGAGGAAGUUCCACUGUGCAAGUUUGACAUCUUGGCCUCCCUGGCUCUACUCUCUCUACGAUGCUGAAACCUUGAUGGAAAGAGUCAAGAGGCAACUCCAUGAGUGGGAUGAAAAUCUCAAAGAUGAAUCUCUUCCAUCCAACCCCAUAGAUUUCUCCUACAGGGUGGCUGCUUGCCUGCCCAUUGAUGAUGGACUGCGCAUCCAGCUGCUGAAGAUCGGCAGCGCCGUGCAGCGGCUGCGCUGCGAGCUGGACAUCAUGAACAGGUGCACAUCUCUGUGUUGUAAGCAGUGCCAGGACACAGAAAUAACCACCAAGAAUGAAAUAUUCAGCCUGUCCCUGUGUGGGCCCAUGGCCGCGUACGUCAACCCCCACGGCUACAUCCACGAGACGCUGACGGUGUGCAGAGCCUCCAACCUCAGCCUCAGUGGCAGAGCCUCCACCGAGCACAGCUGGUUCCCAGGGUAUGCCUGGACUAUAGCCCAGUGCAGGAUCUGUGGGAACCACAUGGGCUGGAAGUUCACAGCCACCAAGAAGGAGAUGUCCCCUCAGAAGUUCUGGGGGUUGACACGUUCUGCCCUCCUGCCCCGGAUCCCAGAGGGAGAGGAAGACUCCGGCCACGAUCGAACACCACUGCUCUGCCUGUGA
Messenger RNA from Acanthisitta chloris (rifleman), 1161 nucleotides. It is a transcript of the gene CRBN, whose product is annotated as cereblon. The transcript is spliced from 9 exons. Gene Ontology annotation, biological process: protein ubiquitination. Gene Ontology annotation, cellular component: Cul4A-RING E3 ubiquitin ligase complex. Lineage: Eukaryota; Metazoa; Chordata; Aves; Passeriformes; Acanthisittidae. The record is from RefSeq and is a predicted model, not a curated record. The annotation marks the transcript as partial.